CUGCGCCCCUUGACUCAAUUAGUAUUUACAAAUUGGAACGCUGAUAAAAAAGUGAAUAAAAUUGUUGCAUCGCAGGCGAAAGUGUCAUCAAAUGGACUCAGCACAGGAAGACGGGUCCUGUACGGAUAUAUUUCUGGUCACGGCAAACGUUGGCAGCUUGUUCGAGGACCCGGAGAGGCUUCUUCAGCUAUGGCUAAACGAAUUCCUCGCCAAAAUAUCCCACGUUCAGCCCCGUUUUCUGGCACUUCACCUCCAGGAAGUGGGCGGAAAGACGUAUGAGAAGUCCAUGGAAUAUGUCCAGGAGUUUAUUAGAUGCCUCUGCGAUGCCCCCGAAAUGGCCGACUUCACCUGCGUACACAUCUUCAUGGACGAGGACUUCAAGUCGGCCGAGCACUUUACGGCCCUUGGAAGUCUUUAUUUUGUCCAUAAGGAUGUUGUAUCGUUGAAAAUAUGGAAUUUCCUAACCCACAGUUGGGAAGAAAGUCUUCAAGAUAUUAAAGAUAAACAUAUCUAUUCAGGAAAUAUUGAAACUAUUGCCACCAAGGAAAAGUCUAAAUUCCCACAGCAUUUCUUUCCGGAGUGUAAAUGGUCCCGGAAAGGCUUUAUGCGAACACGGUGGGAAAUAAAUGGCACAGUCAUCGAUCUAGUCAACAUUCAUUUAUUCCAUGAUGCUUCUAAUUUGGCUGCAUGCGAAAAUUUUCCUUCCGUUUAUUGUAAGACGCGGAGAAGAGCCCUAGUUCAUACAAUUGAAAGGUUCCAUUUGGACGAACAGAAUGGCACUGUGCCAUUUUUCCUCUUCGGGGAUUUUAAUUUUAGAUGUGACACUGAAGGCGUUGUGAAAGAAUUAACUGAAAAUUUGACGCCUCAUCGCGUUCAAAAUGUCAAGAAUGAAAACGAUAAAAUCCAUUAUCGUAACUCAACUGGAAACAACGUACUUACCGUUGGAAAAAAAGAAUUUAGUCAUGCCGACCACCAACUUAAGUUUAAAGAAGAUUGGCUAAAGAAAUUUGACAGAGAACUGGAGCCUCUUAAAGAUGUCCUAGUCGAAUAUCCCAUUAAGUUUGUGCCGUCAUAUCCCUUCGAAGAAGACCCAGAAAUGCCCACCGACUAUAUGUCCACUCGCUGUCCGGCCUGGUGCGAUAGGAUUCUAAUGAGUCCCCAAGUCCAUGAGAUUAUUCGGGGUGAUGAUUGGACAUAUGGAAUGAUCGGUGAAGGAGUAUGCAUGGGUGACCACAAGCCUGUUUACUUAACUGUCCGUCUUAAACCAAACAAAGGUACUUAUAGAUCUUGUGAUUGCAACUACACGAAUACUUACGCCAAACCCAACAAUAUAUCAACAUCACCUCUGCCCGCAGUCAAACUGAAAUAUUGUCCCUAUUCGAAUAAGCUCUUUGAGGAUAUAGCCACCAGUUCAAAGUUGAUUAACGAAACGGAAGCUCACAAUUUGUACAAUUCAAUGAAAAUUAGUCAAGACGACGAGGCGGGCAAAACGACUUCCUCGAAUUUCCCCAAUAUUAGUAUUAACAUUAUUGAUUCCGAUAAUAUCUGCAUGUGCUUGUGCGCACACCUUUCUAGUAAUAGUCUACUGCAGUUCGACGAUUGCACCCGAACCGGCGAAGCCAUUUGUCCCAUGUGCCGGAACAUAAUUAAAAGGCAGCCCGUUGCUCAUCGAUAUAAACUGCUGUCAAAGCGUCUGAUGCUAACGCAGGACAUCAUAAUUAAUCGCAUUGAUACACAACACUUGAGCACGGACUCCGAGCGACUUUACGAAGAUCCCUACACUCCGGAAAGCACUGAGUCCCACUCGCCAUAUCCGGAAAUCACUAGCUCUUGUACCUCAACCUCGAGCAGUUCGCGCAGUCCUUUAGAACGUAGACUGGCCCCGGACAGAAUAUCAGAGAGUAAAGCUGGCGAUUCGGAUAUUUCGCCCUGCCCCGAAGUGGUUAUUCCAGUCGCCGAGAAACCCUCCCGGGGCACCGUAACUCCUGGCCAGCUAAAAUCACGGCUAGAGAACCUAAAGCGCUUAUCCAUCAAAGAUGAAGUCAAAGACGAAGACACAGUUGAUGAGGCGGGAGCGGGUGAUGUUGAACCAGUUGACGCUGUUUGCCCCCCAAGCUCUGAUCCAACGCGCCCAAAACGCAGCUCUAGUGUUAUUCCUAUGUGUUGUACUAUCCACUAAUUUCAGUUUUUUGUUAUUUCUAUUUAUAUUUCGUUCUUAAGAAAAGUAUUUUUAAACUGGCGAUUUAAAUUCCGCUUGUUUAAUCGCUAUUCAUUACCUUAUACUUAUUUUACGCCUGAUAUAUAGUAAUGCAUGCACGGAUUUACCAAAAAGUACGGCUAUGCUUAAACCUUAGCUUUUAAAUUUGUUGUUCUAACAAAAAAUAGUUUGUUAUUUAUACAAUUAUCUUAAGUAACGGAAAUCUCUAAGCUCUUUAUCAUUGAAACUCAAAUUUCUUUAUUAAAUCUCGUAUAUAUUCCCAUAACUUGCAGGCAAUUUGGGAGGUUAAAUCUUAUAAAAUCUCUUAUAAAAGUUUUUAUUUAGUAUGUGCCUUUUGUAUUUACUUUGUGUAAAUAUACUUGUAGACCUACCGGAAUCAUAUGUAAAUAUGUCGAACAGUUGUAGUUAUAAUUUGUAAUUUGUUUGCAUUUCAAAAGCCAAAUCGAAAUCUUAGCAAUCUUAUGUAUUCUGUUCCUUUUCGCAGUAGCAGCGAUUCAGCUUAAGCCCGUAUUAAACUAUUUCUUUGAAUCUGUGUUUUAAAUAUGUAUAUUGUUUAUGUGUUCGUCUUCUUUAAGAAAAUAAAUUACGUUUUUUACCUCA
Drosophila eugracilis is the source of this 2818-nucleotide messenger RNA. RefSeq names its product inositol polyphosphate-5-phosphatase A (gene 5PtaseI). Gene Ontology annotation, biological process: phosphatidylinositol dephosphorylation. The transcript is spliced from 8 exons. The record is from RefSeq and is a predicted model, not a curated record. Gene Ontology annotation, molecular function: inositol-polyphosphate 5-phosphatase activity. Bases 92 to 2179 code for a protein of 695 amino acids. Lineage: Eukaryota; Metazoa; Arthropoda; Insecta; Diptera; Drosophilidae.